Coprinopsis cinerea okayama7#130 is the source of this 1299-nucleotide messenger RNA. RefSeq lists its product as hypothetical. Bases 1 to 1299 code for a protein of 432 amino acids. The record is from RefSeq and is a predicted model, not a curated record. Lineage: Eukaryota; Fungi; Basidiomycota; Agaricomycetes; Agaricales; Psathyrellaceae. The transcript has 5 exons.
AUGUCUACCGAAGGAGAUGGUUACCACCUCACCAUGAGCCAAGUCGCAUAUCUUCAAGGAAAGCUAACCGGGUAUCGCAGCAAGAAGAAUGCGGACAGGAGGAGGAAGUUCGUCAGCGAGGUAGUCUCAACUCUCAAGCAAGACUACACGGACCUCACCAACCAAGCAAUGUCUCGUCGUCAGGAGAAACGGCUGCGAGAGGUGGUUGAGCGCUGGUUCGAAAGGUACGUGUCGGGGUCGUGUGUCUUUCACAAAAAACCUUGGGCGGUCCGGUGGUACGCCCGACUUGUCCUCCAAUACGACCGUACACACACCAUAAUGUACAUCGCCAAAAUCCUAGCAUUGGGAAAACCAGAACAGCUGCCAGAUCUUCGCCAACUGUAUGAUGAUGAAGAGUUGGUCCUCCCUCAGGAGGACGCCCAGGUAGAGGAGUACGUGCCCGAUGCCAACGAGGACAAGGUGGACGAGGAGGAAGAAGAGGACAAUGACGACUCGCGAGGCAAGGGCUCCAGUACGCGUCAGGCUCGCGAGAAGGGAGGGGGUGUGUUCAGCUGGUACCAGCGCGCGACCAUGCGUCUUUGGAAUGUCCUCACCCAGAAGGAACAUGACAUGUAUGAUAGGAAAGCCCAGGAGUGGAGGGUCCAGGGCCCACCAUUGGAGGAGAGGCGCAGGGUGGCGGAGAAGUACCUUCGCUCCCAGUGUAGAGAUUUUGCUUUGGCGUGUUUCAACGACAUGAACGCACACCUAUUCCUUCUCCUGGGAUUUGAGAAGAUGGAUGGGACCGCAGUUUCUGUCGAGGCUGAUUUUAAUAGCUCGUUGGGGGCUUGUGACCAAGACUUUAUCCGCGCGCACGAGACGAGAAGCCGCUCCUCGCGCUGGAGUGUAAUGAGGAUGUUCAAUCAGUGGAUGGGUGAGGUUCUGCGCAGCUACUUCACGCGAUACAUCGUCAUCGCCCAUGGAAAGAAGCUUCCUCCGUGUACCAUCCCUCCCGAAUUUCCCCUUCGUGAAAGUGUCCCCUGGACCUGCAUGAAGAAGAUGUCGGUUCUGAGGCAGUGUAUCAAGGAGGAGUAUCUGCCGGACGACCUGGCCGAAGAGUGGGGAGACCCGGGGAAGAUGCGCGUACACGUCCAGAAGGCGUACCACUCAUUUUUCUACUCUCGCCAACAGGAUGACACGAUCGAAACGAAAUUCAAGUUCGAUUUCAUCCCUCGUCGACUGGUUAAGGGAUACGAGUUUGUCCCAUUCAAGGAACCGGACAGCGAUGCGGAAGAAGAAUACGCAAACUACACCGGGAUGUAG